CUAUGACACUGAGCAUUACUCGGCCUUAUUAGAGUUGGAACUUGGAUCUCUCUCUCUCCCUAUCAUCGGAAAGGACACCUACCUUUGCCCACUUCCUCUCUCUGUAGCUCCUCUCUCUAAAGUCUAAACCCAAAGGCCUCACAGCUUUCUUUUCCAGAAGAUCUAACAAGACAUUGUUUCUAUGGAUGAGGUAAAAGACAAGGAUGUUUAUGUUGGGAGUGUAACUGAGCCUGCUACUGUGGUAGUUAGUGAGCAUGUAGCUGGUGAAACCCAAGUUGAGGGGCCUCUUUCGGAGGGUGUUCAGAGAGUAGAGGAUGGUGGGGCUUGUAAUGGGGAUGACGUUAUGGUGGAAGUUUUGGGUUCUGAUGUGUAUGUUGAUGGCGUUUGUACCCACGGGGAGGCGGGGCGGAGUGGGGCAGUCGAGAAUGAGAUUGGUGCGGUGGGAGAUGGUAAUUCUUUGGAGGAAGAUGUUAAUUCUUUGGGUGGAGGCGCUGCACUUAGUGAAGCGGGUUUGCAGGGAAUUGGGGGUUCUAGUGUUGAUGCAUCAAAAUGUGGAACCGAGGCCGGAGUUGAGGGUUCUUUGGGGAUUGUGGAGUCACGGGGGGAACAGACUCAAGCUGUCGUGGUGGAGUCUGAGGUACUGGUGAGAGAGGAGACUAUAGAGGGAGGAGCGGUCAUGGGGGAGAGAGUUAGAGAAAUAGUUGCUAGUGAUAGUGGAAAUUAUGACAUGACACCACGGUAUGUCACAGUUUUAGAUGGGGAAGCUCAGAAUACAGAGGUUGGAACUGUCGAUGGUGGUUCUUUUUCGGUUCUGGGUUCCACAUGUGGAGAAACACAAGUUGUCCAGUUACAGGAAGUUGUCAUCGUUGCCAGGGAAACUGGUUUGAAGAAAGAAGGGGUUGAGGUGAGUGCAGAUGGAGGUAGGCAACUGAUGGAUGAUAUGGUUGAUGCAUUUGAGGAUGGGAAUCCAGAGGAGGUUAGUGCUUUUGAUGAGAAAGCAACUAUUACUAGAAUCGAAAAUGGGGUAGGUGAUUCUUCUGUACUUGUGGCUUCUGUAGGUGUGGAAAGCCAAGUUGUAGGAGAAGAUGCGUUACUUGAAAAUGUGGAACAUUCAGAAAGUGGAUUGGUUGUUGAGGGCGAUGAGCUUGGUGGUGGAUCGGGUGAUAAUGGAUUGGAUGUAAAUGAUGAUUUUGCUCAGAUUGAUUCAAAAUGUGGGCUUCAGGUUGAAGUUGAAGAACAAGAGAUGAAAGCUGAACAGGUUGGUUUGAAAGAUGACCAGGGAAUGGAAGUUGAAGAAGGCAUCACUGAUACUGAACAGUCAAAAGCUGAUGAAGAGAAAUUCCUUGAACAGGAAGCUCUAAAUGCUGGAAGCAUAGGUGAAGUGCAUCAAGCUAGUUAUCAGCUGCCGUCAGAAAAUGAAGGUGAGUUCUCUGUAUCGGAUUUAGUAUGGGGGAAAGUGAGGAGCCAUCCAUGGUGGCCUGGGCAGAUAUUUGAUCCUGCAGAUUCAUCUGAGAAGGCAAUGAAACAUCAUAGAAAAGACUGUUUUUUGGUGGCAUAUUUUGGGGAUCGAACGUUUGCUUGGAAUGAAGCAUCUCAGUUGAAGGCCUUUCGAACACAUUUCUCCCACAUUGAGAAGCAGAGCAAUUCAGAAGCAUUGCAGAAUGCUGUUGAUUGUGCUCUGGAAGAAGUCUCAAGACGAGUGGAGCUUGGGCUUGCCUGCUCCUGCAUACCAAAAGAUGCCUUUGAUAGAAUCAAAUCCCAGAUGGUUGAGAACACUGGAAUUCGGCAAGAAUCAAUCACAAGAGACACAGUGGACAGAUCUGCCAGUGCUAUUUCCUUUGAACCAGAUAAAUUAAUCAAAUAUUUGAAAGCCUUGGCACAGUACCCUUCUGGCGGUAGUGAUCGGUUGGAAGUUGUGAUAGCUAAGGCUCAGUUGCUGGCUUUCUGUCGUUUAAAAGGUCAUCGUAGUUUGCCUGAAUUCCAAUUUAGCGGAGAGAGUGACCCGGAUAAGUUAGUUUCUGGGGGCAGAAUGCAUUCAAGUAAAGAAUUUGAGCAUGUCGAUGACGUGUUGACUUCCUUUGAACAGGAGAUAUCGAAAAACCAGAACAGCUCUUCUAAUAAACAUAAACAAGAUUUUAAAGAUGAUGUAUUUUACAGAAAGAAAGAAAGAAGUUUGUCAGAGUUAAUGGGUGGUGUGACGGAUUCUCCAGAUGGUGAUGAUUUGCUAGAUGGGAAGACUAGUGGUGGUUUGGUUUCUCCAUCGUCUGGCAAGAAAAGAAAGACUGUUGAUUACCAUGAUGACCAUGGACCACAAGAUGGGAGGAAAACUAUUGCCUUCGCUAAAGUUUCCAGUACCAUGCCACCUUCUUUCUCCAAGCCAUCAUUUAAAAUUGGCGACUGUAUCCGGAGAGUUGCAAGCCAAAUGACUGGGUCUCCUUCUAUCCUGAAGUAUAACAGUGAGAGGCUCCAGAAGCUAGAUGGCGGCCAUGACAUACCUGCUGGGGAUGAAGCUGAUGCUUCCUUCCAGGAUUCUGAGGACACCCAGAGAGGAAGGGUGAGUGUUUCAACAGAUUACUCAUCACUAGAUGAAUUGUUAUCGCAACUUCAGAUGGCAGCACAAGAUCCGCUGAAAGGAUAUGAUUUGUCAGAUAUCAUUGUCAGCUUCUUCUCCGAUUUUAGAAACUCAGUAGUAGUUGGUCAUCAUUCCAGGAGAGAGUUAUUGGCUAUGGACAAAGUCGGUGGUGGUAAGAGAAAAAAAUCAUCCCAUUCUGUAGUUGGUUCACCUGAAACAUAUGAAUUUGAGGAUAUGAGUGACACUUACUGGACAGAUAGGGUUGUCCAAAAUGGUUCGGAAGAGCAACCUCCACGGAGAAACAAAAAAAGAGAGUAUCAAAUUGUCGCUGUUGUACAAGACCCCCCUCAAGUGAGCCGUAGGCCAUAUUCAAGGAAGCGAUAUUCAGAUGGCAAUAAUGCUGUGGCAGCUGACAAACCUGCUGGCUACGUGGAUGAGAACUCACCUGCCGAAAUUGUGAUGAACUUCUCUGAGGUCAACUCUGUCCCAACAGAAACAAACCUGAAUAAGAUGUUUAGGCGUUUUGGGCCUUUGAAAGAAUCUGAAACAGAAGUUGAUCGCGAUACAAGCCGUGCUAGAGUAGUGUAUAAGCAUUCUUCCGACGCAGAAGUUGCUUUCAGUAGUGCUGGAAGGUUCAACAUUUUUGGGCCAACGCUGGUAAAUUACCAGAUUAACUAUACUCCCUCUGCUCUGUUUAAAGCUUCUCCAAUGGACACAGCCCAGGACCAUGAGAUGCAACUUGAUCUUGCCGCCCUUGAUGUUAAUCUAGUUUGAAAGUUUCAGGGUACGGCAGAUGCCUAAAGAGAAGCCAGAUGUGAUGACGAUGAGGAUGGUGAUGAUGAUGCAGCACAUAAUUGUACGGAUGGAGUGCUGAAGAAGAUAACCAGACUUUCAAGUGAUCUGGCUAUCUGUUCAGUAAUUGUUCAGGUUCUUUUUGUUUUGUUUUUGGCUAGGAUAGGUAAUUUUUUUUUUCCUUCGUUAUGUAAUCUUUAAAUGAUUCGCUUAGUCCGUGUACAGAAAUUUAACUGACCCUUUUUUUUUUUCAAAUGGUGGUUAUCCUUGGCGGCUGUAAGAUUUGGGAAUGGUUAUCGUUGUCUUGAAGAUCUUCAUAAAAAUUAUAUUUAUAA
Molecule: messenger RNA, 3699 nt
Organism: Juglans microcarpa x Juglans regia
Lineage: Eukaryota; Viridiplantae; Streptophyta; Magnoliopsida; Fagales; Juglandaceae
Exons: 3
Coding region: 182-3346 (1054 amino acids)
Source: RefSeq, a predicted model, not a curated record